Rhinopithecus roxellana (golden snub-nosed monkey) is the source of this 2621-nucleotide messenger RNA. It is a transcript of the gene GJA9, whose product is annotated as gap junction protein alpha 9. Bases 246 to 1790 code for a protein of 514 amino acids. Lineage: Eukaryota; Metazoa; Chordata; Mammalia; Primates; Cercopithecidae. The transcript is spliced from 2 exons. Gene Ontology annotation, cellular component: connexin complex. Gene Ontology annotation, biological process: cell communication. The record is from RefSeq and is a predicted model, not a curated record.
AUGGAUUUUAGUUGAUGGAUGACUCACUAACUACAUUGAACUGAACUGAAUCUGCUCUAUACCUGCAAAGGGACACAUUCAGAAAAUAAAUUGAAGAUGGCCAUGCUAAAUAUGGUUUGCUUCUCAGAUUUACCUAAACUAAGAAAGGUUUGCUUUAAGAAAUAGUGCUGCUCCCUUCAGAAUGGAAGAAUUUAUCUGCUUCUUAUUUGAUGGGGAUCAGAGCUAAGACGGCUGACUAAAUAAACAUGGGGGACUGGAAUCUCCUUGGAGAUACUCUGGAGGAAGUUCACAUCCACUCCACCAUGAUUGGAAAGAUCUGGCUCACCAUCCUAUUCAUAUUUCGAAUGCUUGUUCUGGGUGUAGCAGCUGAAGACGUCUGGAAUGAUGAGCAGUCCGGCUUCGUCUGCAAUACAGAACAACCAGGCUGCAGAAAUGUAUGCUACGACCAGGCCUUUCCUAUCUCCCUCAUUAGAUAUUGGGUUCUGCAGGUGAUAUUUGUGUCUUCACCAUCCCUGGUCUACAUGGGCCAUGCAUUGUACCGACUGAGAGUUCUAGAGGAAGAGAGGCAAAGGAUGAAAGCUCAGUUAAGAGUAGAACUGGAGCGGGUAGAGUUUGAAAUGCCUAGGGAUCGGAGGAGAUUGGAGCAAGAGCUUUGUCAGCUGGAGAAAAGGAAACUAAAUAAAGCUCCACUCAGAGGAACCUUGCUUUGCACUUAUGUGAUACACAUUUUCACUCGCUCUGUGGUUGAAGUUGGAUUCAUGAUUGGACAGUACCUUUUAUAUGGAUUUCACUUAGAGCCUCUAUUUAAGUGCCAUGGCCACCCGUGUCCAAAUAUAAUCGACUGUUUUGUCUCAAGACCAACAGAAAAGACAAUAUUCCUAUUAUUUAUGCAAUCUAUAGCCACUAUUUCACUUUUCUUAAACAUUCUAGAAAUUUUCCACCUAGGUUUUAAAAAGAUUAAAAGAGGGAUAUGGGGAAAAUACAAGUUGAAGAAGGAACAUAAUGAAUUCCAUGCAAACAAGGCAAAACAAAACGUAGCCAAAUAUCAGAGCACAUCUGCAAAUUCACUGAAGCGACUCCCUUCUGCCCCUGAUUAUAAUCUGUUAGUGGAAAAGCAAACACACACUGCAGUGUACCCUAGUUUAAAUUCAUCUUCUGUAUUCCAGCCAAAUCCUGACAAUCACAGUGUAAAUGAUGAGAAAUGCAUUUUGAAUGAACAGGAAACUGUACUUUCUAAUGAGAUUUCCACACUUAGUACUAGCUGUACUCAUUUUCAACACAUCAGUUCAAAUAAUAAGGACACUCAUAAAAUAUUUGGAAAAGAAGUUAAUGGUAACCAGUUAAGGGAAAAAAGAGAAACUGAAGGCAAAGACAGCAAAAGGAACUACUACUCUAGGGGUCACCGUUCUAUUCCAGGUGUUGCUGUAGAUGGAGAGAACAACAGGAGGCAGUCACCCCAAACAGCUCUCUCCUUGCCAGCUAACUGCGAUUGGAAACCGCGGUGGCUUACAGCUACAUGGGGUUCCUCUACAAAACAUGGAAACCGGGGGUCACCUCCUAAAGGUAACCUCAAGGGCCAGUUCAGAAAGGGCAUAGUCAGAACCCUUCCUCCUUCACAAGGAGAGUCUCAAUCACUUGACAUUCCAAACACAGCUGAUUCUUUGGGAGGGCUGUCCUUUGACCUAGGGUUGGUCAGAACCUGUAAUAAUCCUGUUUGUCCUCCAAAUCACGUAGUGUCCCUAACGAACAAUCUCAUUGGUAGGCGGGUUCCCACAGAUCUUCAGAUCUAAACAGCGGUUGGCUUUUAGACAUUAUAUAUAUUAUCAGAGAAGUAGCCUAGUGAUGGUGGGGCGCGGACAAAACAGAUAUGGGCAGCUCUAAAGACCAGCUGUUAAGACAGACAACUGCAAACUCAUUUCAGCAAGGGAAAAACAGCUCUAAUUCUAGAUUGUGAAAGAAUACUUCUAAAUCCAAAGACAUAAGGUUGUCAAAUCAGGAUUUUUUUUUUUUUUUAAAUGAUAUUCUUUCGAAUGUGUGUAACUGAUUUUGGGAAAAUCACAUGUUCAGAACUGGGGCUAAAUGGUUUGAUCAGGUUUUCUCUUUGAAGAGACCACAGCCUUAGGACACGGUUCUUCAUCUAUAUAAUUCCACCUUGGACACUGGGUUAAUUUUGUUUGCCCCUGGAACACAAUCACGUGGUUUCCUUCUAGACUGCAUCCUGAUGUGUCUUGAGUAUAAUCACAUGUUGCUACCUAGUAAGUAAAAUCUUAAAAAGAUCCGUGGCUUUCCUUCACCAGUUCGUAGCAUCGUGAUUCACUGCCCGGAUUGGACUCGGCUCUACUCACUGGACGUCUAACCUCUCCACUUAAUUAACAGUACGCACCCUACAGGGGUGUUGUGAGGAUUAAAAUUUAAAAUACCCGUGUUUUCUACAUUGCCUGGCGCACAGCGCUCAAUAGCUAUUGCAAGCUCGUUACUGCUCAUCCUCCAGAAGCCCACAUCAAGUCAGCCACGACUCAAGGAGACUCCAAAGAUAAAAGCUGGAACCAAAAUACAUGAUUCUAAACACCCUCCUCAGCUACUGCAAAGUCGUGAGCACUUUCUCAGGACGAGAGCCAAUA